This is a messenger RNA of Pseudoliparis swirei, 3055 nucleotides long. RefSeq names its product lipid scramblase CLPTM1L-like. The transcript has 17 exons. The record is from RefSeq and is a predicted model, not a curated record. Gene Ontology annotation, cellular component: endomembrane system; membrane. NCBI's taxonomy places the organism in Eukaryota, Metazoa, Chordata, Actinopteri, Perciformes, Liparidae. Bases 112 to 1719 code for a protein of 535 amino acids.
ACAAACAGCCCCGUCGCCCUCAAACCGGACCACGUCCAUUUUUUAUUUUAUUUUUUUCAUUUUUUUAUUUUCUUCCUUCCCGUUGUGGCUGCUCUGCAUUAAACAGCUGCAAUGUUCCCGUCGUGCCAGUCGAAGCCCGCGGACAGCACCUGGAACCGGAGCGCCGUCGCGAAGCUGCUGCUCGGGGUCUUCGUGGUGUACAUGCUGCACACCGGCUGGCUGCUGUUCGGCUUCAUCAACACCAAACCCUGCGACGGGAGCACGGGAGAGCUCUGCAUCACCUCCUACCUGACAGCACGAGCCCGGCUACAGAUGAGUGUCUUCACCUGCCUAGUGCCAGACAACAGCCAACUCAACCUUGCUGUAAAAAUAGACCCCUUUGACCCACACUCCACAUUUGAGAGGCUGGUGAAUGUCUCUCUGCCGGAGCAGACUCGGGCUAAUGGCACUCUGUUUGCAGUCGUGUAUGUUCACAAAGCCGGUGUUUCCCCUCUGGAGGACAGCAGAGAAGUCCACUACGCAGCUCAGCUCACCACCUACAUCGCUCCCACAUACACAGAGGGGCCGCGAGACGUGCAGAAGAGGUCGAGUCCCAGAUCAGAGAAUCCAGUGUCCCACUGGAGACCCCACCUGUCAAUCACGAUGAUGUCAGAGGACUUCACCUUCAACAAAGCGGGGCUCCCCAGUGAUGUGCGGCGCUACAUGAGAGUCUCUCAGGAAGGCCGACGCACGAUCUACCUCCCUCUGCUGCUGGUCAACGAGCUCAGCUUCAGAGUCAGAGACCUCCUGGAGAUCAGCGGCAGCACUGUGCAGCUCCCUCUGACUGUGUCCUACGAGGGGAUCUCAUUAAGGGGGUUCAGGUUCUGGGUGCAUGUCCAGGACGUGGUUUAUUCCCUGCGACAGUUUGGCUUCACAGAGGAGAACAUAGAUGAAAUCAAAGAAACGUUGGUGGGCUCCAACCUCUACAUGUUAGUGUUGACUGCCGUCAUCACAGCUCUACAACUCAUCUGUGAAUUCUUGGCUCUGAAAAAUGACUUCAGCUCAUGGAGAAAAAAGAAGAGCAUGGUGGGAAUGUCUCGGAAGUCAGUUCUGUGGCGUAGUCUCAGCACUUUGCUGAUCUUCCUCCAUCUGCUAGAGGAGACCAGUCUACUGGUGCUGCUUCCUGUCGGACUGGGAGCAUGUGUGGAGGUAUGGAAGGUGUUUAAGGUGUUCAAGAUCCCGUUUCAAUGGAAAAGCUCCAAGCUCCAUGUAAAUAAGCUGGACGAGGAAGAAAGAAAGACGGUAGAGUACGACACCCAGGCGUCCAGAUACUUGUCCUACUUGGUCUAUCCUCUCUGUAUCAGUGGAGCUAUUUUCUCGCUGGCCUACUUACGCCAAAAGAGUUACUACUCCUGGUUGGUCAACACCCUAGUGACUGGAGUGUAUGCCUUUGGCUUCCUGUUGAUGGCCCCACAGCUCUUCAUCAACCACAAGCUGAAGUCGGUGUGCCACCUGCAGGGGACGGUGCUGAUGUACAGAGGCGUGAACACGCUGAUCUCAGACCUGUGCUCCUGUGCCUCCUUUUUCUCCUCGUCCGGAUCCUUCUCCUCCUCUCAUCAACUGUCCUGCUUCAGAGAUGAGCUCCUCUUCUUCCUCUACCUCUACCAGCGAAGGUGCUACGCCCACAAGGCCAGGAGGCGAGAGUCUGGGACCCACAGCAAGAAACUAAAGACUCAAUGAGGAGAAGACACAUUCCUCUCCUUCCCCUUUUUUCCGACAUGAACGCACAAACACACACACACAACGUUGAAGAUGAGAAAUGGCGGCUCAGGCGGGACACUCGGCCAUGUGCGCCACGGCCGCUUCAAACCGAUCCGGGAUGAGUCGUCCUGCCUCCGACUCCUCGCCGCUGUCCACUCUUGGUGCUGCUGCUUUUCACUCGGCAUCGAUAAAGCUUCCCUCCUCUACGUGCUGCACACGCAGAAUGACGACAGCGUCAUAUCAGCAGUCGUGUUGUGCAUUUGCUCCAUUCUCCCUUUACGAACCACGAUUUGUCCUUUAAAUGAGAGAUUUUCAUAUAUGAAUUUAUACAUAUACAAUGUGUGCUUGUUCCAGCACUUAAAUGACCCUGGGACGGCCUUCUAAUAAAGGCACAGAAGGCUCUGUGAUGUUUUACGCUUGUUAUGGUUGUGCACUAUUACAUCGAAUGAAAAUGACUUUGCACAAUUAUCCCGAUUCAGCGCAACAUAUUUGAUUCAUUUGAAAUCGUUGGGAUCCUGACUAGAAGUCAAAGUGAUGUCCGCUGGUUUGAACAUUGCAUGGCUUUGCAGCACAAGUGUGUAACGAGAGACGUACAGGUGCAACAUGGACGCUACGAGAAGGACAGAGCGGCCACACGAAGCCCUCGCCGCUCUUCAUCGAGAACAUUCAACACACGAAUGACUUGUGUGGCUUCGUCGAGAGUCCGAUCGGGUCGUCCUGCAGGUCGAAGGUCCAUGUCACCUGUUGUCUAUAUUUAAUGUCGUCAUAUCCAGAUUAUCAUUAGACAAAGGAACUUUGGGAUGUUGUCAUCCUCGAUGUUCACCCCUGUGUAUGACAUAUAGUUCCACUUUACUGUACCAUUAUUUUCUCCACAUUGACCUUGUAUUGUUAACACGUAAAAAGAGACCACGCUAUUGUCAGCAAGUUCACUGCAAACAUCCUGAUGCCGUGUGUCCAUGAAGUCCCUGCAAUGUAUUUUGACCUACAACAAACAAUAUAGCUGCUUAAUGGAAGUGUCGGUCCCUUUCAUUCAGCAUCACGUGGUACGACACACAUUUGUCUACAGAAGGUAUAAACACAGCACUUUAAAUUAACUAUUUUAUUAAGCUGUUUAUUGUGAUCAUAUUACACUGAUCUCUGCACUAAUGCUUUCAUUAUUCGCUGACUGAACUGCUUGAGCUGUAGAAUUAUUUGAAUUUGAAUUUGAAUGAACCUCAAAGGAUUUUUUUAAUACAUUUUUACUUUUCAUUGUUUGAGCAAUGCAACCUGCUUGUUUUUUGUAUUAUUAUGAAAUACAAAUAAAAAUGUAACUGCC